Molecule: messenger RNA, 2079 nt
Organism: Rhinolophus ferrumequinum (greater horseshoe bat)
Lineage: Eukaryota; Metazoa; Chordata; Mammalia; Chiroptera; Rhinolophidae
Gene: USB1
Product: U6 snRNA biogenesis phosphodiesterase 1
Exons: 7
Coding region: 61-807 (248 amino acids)
Biological process (GO): U6 snRNA 3'-end processing
Cellular component (GO): nucleus
Molecular function (GO): 3'-5'-RNA exonuclease activity
Source: RefSeq, a predicted model, not a curated record
AAUUCCGGGUGCGCCGUGAGGCUGCUGCCUGGCCUGCCCUGUUGUUGUUGGGGAGGCCCCAUGAGUGCGGCGCCCCUGGUGGGCUACAGCAGCAGCGGCUCUGAGGAUGAGGCCGAGACCGGGGCUGGAGGCUGCCCUCGUGGCCAGAGCCCCGUCCCCAGCCAGAGGUUGCCAGUACCGGACAGUGUGCUGCACAUGUUCCCAGGCACCGAGGAGGCGCCUGAAGAUGACAGUGCAAAACAUGGGGGCCGCGUGCGCACCUUUCCCCACGAACGGGGCAACUGGGCCACCCAUGUCUACACACCAUAUGAAGCCAGGGAGGAUUUCCUGGACCUGCUUGACGCAUUGCUGCUCCAUGCCCAGACAUAUGUCCCCCGGCUGGUGAGGAUGGAGGCCUUCCACCUUAGCCUGUCCCAGAACGUGGUUCUGCGUCAUCACUGGAUCCUCCCCUUCGUGCAGGCUCUGAAAGACCGCAUGGCUUCCUGCCAGAGAUUCUGCUUUACUGCCAACCGGGUAAAGAUUUAUACCAAUCAAGAGAAAACAAGGACCUUUGUUGGGCUCGAGGUCACGUCAGGGCACACCCAGUUCCUGGACCUGGUUUCAGAAGUAGACAGAGUCAUGGAGGAAUUUGACCUCACGACUUUCUACCAGGACCCUUCCUUCCACAUCAGCCUGGCCUGGUGUGUGGGUGACGCGCGUCUCCAGCUGGAAGGGCAGUGCCUGAGGGAACUCCAGGGCUGUGAGCAUCCGUUUCCUCCUCUGCAAAAUUGGGAUGAUAGGACCGACCUUGCAAGAUUGCAGAGGUGAUUAGACAAGAUAGCUAGGUGCAGACUCUGGAGCCUGCGUGGCCCUCGGUCUCCCCUCAGCGGUGCCUAAUCUCUGAAGGAUUUCAGUAGGCCGGAUUUGUUUGCAGUGCCCUCUGGGUCCCUGAUUCCCCUAAAGUGACUGUCCUCUCCCGGCUCCUGGUUUAAGGAAAUUGUGGAUGAGUUUGAAGACUCCGAGAUGCUGCUACGCGUGCACGCCGAGCAGGUCCGCUGCAAGUCUGGGAACAAGUUCUUCUCGAUACCUUUGAAGUGACACCAGAGGCCCUCCUUAUCCCAGGCCCUGCUGCAGGCCGGGCAGAGAUGGAGGAGCCUGCUCAAGUGGUGGGGAUGCUCCCAGCCUACCACUGGGAGGCCCAGCUGGAGGUACAGCCCCUCCUGGUGGUCCCAGGGACUGGUUCUCUCCUGGCCCUUUUGGGUUGUGGGUCCCCUACUGCUGUGGUGUGGUCAUUCCCAGAAAUCACCAGUAGAGGGCAACCUGGGCUUCCUGGUUCUCUGUCUGAGGUGGUUAUGCAAAAAAAAAAAAAAAAAAAUGGGGUCACCGGGUGAGCCCACCCAUACGCAGCCACAGUUCCCACUGUAGCCCCUCCAACAAAUGGCCCCUCCUCACACUCCCCCACACCCCUUCAGCUGUUUGUGUUGUGAUGCCAUUGGCCUCAGACCAGCAUUUUUAAAACCGUUGUACCCUGGCUCAUCCCUGCUCAAGCCAGGACAUAGGAUGAAACUUCAGUGGGUCUGUCACCCUCCCGCCUUAAAGCGUGCCACUUUUACUUAUUUAUUUUCAGUCUUAUCCCCUCCUAUGCCAGCAGGGGAUAUUUCAGGGCCCAGGUACAGGGUGCUAAUUGGAGGUUCAGCAUGAGUUUUCUCCAUUCCUUUUUCCCACUCUCCCUCAGCCAGGUGCCUGGGGAGACUUGAGCAGAUGUUUCAUUUUGGCCUUGCUGGUGGCUUUAAGCCAGGCCUCCAACGUUCUGUGACCUCUGGCUCCCAUCAGCUUUCCCAAAGAGGCAGAGCGGCGCCUUCCCCUGGUCAGAGUUCGCUUUCUGCGGCCUCCAAGUGCCUGCUGUGGCCUGUGGGUCUUCUGAGGGAACGUGAGGAAGGGCCAGGCAUUGCACAGGAUUUUUAUUUUUCAAGCCCUCACCAGAGCGAAGGACCAGUCCUUUCCAGUUGCCAUCUGGAUUUCUGGUGAUGGAUGAAGAGACAUUUUUGUUAUCGUUUUAAAUUAUGUUCAACAAAUGAAAAUUGCAGUUUUUAUUUUGGA